CUCCGAAGAACUAGAAACUAGAAAUAAACAACUUUAGCAUUCCUCAUGAGACGCCCCUGUUAUUCUAAUCAAUUUCUUUUGCAAAAUUCUUUCUUUUCAUAAGUUCUUCUCAGGUUUUCUCAGGCAUUUAAGUGGAAAAUGAUUUUCGUCGCACUACUUGCAGGUCUAUUUGCGAGCGCGACUGCGCUGGAAUGUUACGUUUGCACCAACCAAGAGCACAACCAAGAGAAGUGUCUCAACACGAUAAAAACGUGCGAGCAAAAUGAGGACAUGUGUCUCUCCGAAGUGAAAUGGGGCUCCACACCCUACUGGGACCAAGGAGCAGCUAAGCAGUUUUACGUUUCAAAAAGAUGUGCCACCAAGCAGCAGUGUUCGGAGCUCAGGUCGCAAUUCAUGCCCUUCUGCACGCACAUUUGGUACGAGGACUGGAAGUGUGCAGAGUGCUGCCAGGGAGACAGAUGCAACUACUAUGUCAUCCUUGGAGCCAGUUCAGCGAAGAGCAGCGUGACAGUUUUGGUCGCAGCAGUGGGAGCAGCAUUUGUGCUGUGGCGUCUUGUUUUGCCGUCAUAGACUUCGCUCAUGAAAUUCCACAUUCUUAUUUUUUUUUU
Neocloeon triangulifer is the source of this 608-nucleotide messenger RNA. RefSeq lists its product as uncharacterized. The record is from RefSeq and is a predicted model, not a curated record. The transcript is spliced from 4 exons. The coding region runs from base 139 to 570 and encodes 143 amino acids. Lineage: Eukaryota; Metazoa; Arthropoda; Insecta; Ephemeroptera; Baetidae.